This is a messenger RNA of Pisolithus orientalis, 1516 nucleotides long. RefSeq lists its product as uncharacterized. NCBI's taxonomy places the organism in Eukaryota, Fungi, Basidiomycota, Agaricomycetes, Boletales, Pisolithaceae. The record is from RefSeq and is a predicted model, not a curated record. The transcript has 7 exons. Gene Ontology annotation, cellular component: mitochondrion. Gene Ontology annotation, molecular function: protein-containing complex binding. The coding region runs from base 183 to 1193 and encodes 336 amino acids.
CUAUUUUUUUAAAUUCUCCGUCCGCAGCCCUUGAGAACAAUGAAGCUAAUGAAGCCGCAAUUAUGCACUUUACGGUGUGACGUAGCACGUACGGAAUGUAAGGGUUCCCCUCGAUACGACUUCUUUAACAACAAAAUCAAUCAUUUUCAUCAUCACCGCCCAGUGUACAAGCCACGUUUCAAAUGGAACCCCUUGUGCAAAAGAUCCUUGUGGUCGGCGGUAAUGGGUUUAUUGGCUCUGCGGUAUGCAGGGCGGCCCUCGCGAGGGGCAUCCAGGUGACCAGUAUCAGCUCAUCGGGAAGACCAUACCGAACCCCAAAAGGCCAUGCCCCUGCGUGGGUGUCAAAAGUAGAGUGGCGAAAGGCAGAUGCGCUCGUCCCGGAGACAUAUGCCGACCUCCUUCCGAACGUCGAUAGCGUCGUGCACACCAUCGGUAUUCUUCUCGAAGACCGUAGUUACAAGGGUGCAUUGACCCGUGGAGACAUCCCGAAGCUCUUCGCGGCAUUCUCAAAUGGAAGAGAUCGCGCGACGGAUUCCUCGUUCGGACCUGCGAGUGGGGUUGCAGGGAAGGGCACCUACGAGGUCCUAAAUCGAGAUUCUGCCCUUCGGGUAUGCGAGACAUUUGUAGCAAGCAAACCCGCCAACCACGACAAGGAUAAGACCCCUGAAUCCGCUCCGGUCCGCCCUUUCGUCCCAUCAGUUCCGGCACGCUACAUUCAAACCAAGCACGAGGCAGAACAGCGGAUAAGUCACCUUCUGCAAGAUCACCCGAGGUUUCGUGCUGUAUUCAUCAGACCAAGCCUCGUGUAUCACGCUCACCAAAGACCAUUGGUUUCUCCAUUCGCCGCGCUGAUCGAUUUGUCAGCUUCCCUGCACGCCAGAAUUCCGACAGGCGUUCCAACGCCGUCUUCGGUGCUGCGCAUGCUUGGGUCAAAGUUCUCAUCGACUUCUUCCUCCUCGAGGGAAGCGCACGAACACACAAGACCCGGUACUUCCCCGUCAUCGUCAUCGACCACGUUCCCAAAUUCCGGAUUGGCCACGACCCUGAACUCGAUGGCCAAUGCGCUUACCAUACCCCCGAUACACGUUGAUCACGUGGCUGAGGCCAUCUGUGUUGCACUCGACCCGCAGAGAACGGACGUGAAGGGGAUUGUCGGGGUCAAAGAGAUGAGGGAACUCAUUGGGUGGUCUUAACCACUGGCGCAGGGAUACAAAGAACAUCACUGCGGGCGAAGCGCGCGUGCCAUAUAGUUUUUACUUCGCGAUUUGAUUUUUGUGGAGCAGGUAUCGGGCCGAUAGCACCCUCGGCAAAAAUAUAUCUUUGCAAUUUAUUGGGAACGCGGGGUAUACAGGGGUCGUGAGAGGUCGUGGAAGAGAGGAGGCGAAUUAUACUGUAUUCCGAUGCCUAUAAUUAUUGCCGUGCAUCGUGUUUUUGGCUCGGCUUACCCGCGAACAUGAGAAUGAUGUUGCUUCCGACCAGAACGCCGCCGGUGUGCACGGAAGGCUCAACCGACAGG